ACGGCUCUCCUCCCACGGGGGCGGGGAAGGAAGAUGGCGGCGCCCAGCAGCCGGUGAGGAGAGAGGACACGGGGGACCCCGGCGGCCGGACUCGUGCGGUAUGGCCGCAUCCCCGCACACUUUCUCCUCACGCCUCCUGACAGGUUGGGUGGGAGGAUGUGUCUGGUAUCUGGAAGGAAGAGCUAUGCAGGAAUCCCCUCGCGAGUUCAUGCGUCUUUUCAGGAGCGUCCGUAAGCAGUGGAUGACAUUUCAACACUUUACCUUCCUCAGGCGCAUGUAUGUCACACAACUGAACAGAAGCCUCAACCAGCAAGUAAAACGGAAGCCAGAACCCACAGUGUCCCCUUUCCUUGAGAGAAGCUCUUUGGCUCAGGCCAAAGCAGAGACCUGUGCAAUGAGACCUCUUCCACCCCCCCACCUACCUUUAUCCAGAAAGCCCAGUGACAAAGAACUGCUGGAACUGGAAUCGGCCUCCGUAAUUGAAGGCUCACUCGAUGUGGGAAGAGAGACCAAGGAUGAAAAGCAGUGGAAAGAGAUGAAACUCCAUCUGGAUGACUUGCCAGGAAUCUUGGCUCGGCUGUCCAAAAUCAAACUCACAGCUCUCGUCGUCAGCACCACCUCGGCUGGAUUUGCGCUGGCCCCGGGACCUUUUGACCUGCCGUGUUUCCUGCUUACUUUUGUGGGAACGGGCCUUGCAUCCUGUGCUGCCAACUCCAUCAAUCAGUUUUUUGAGGUGCCAUUUGAUUCAAACAUGAAUAGGACAAAGAACAGACCUCUGGUUCGUGGACAGAUCAGCCCGUUGCUAGCUGUGUCCUUUGCCACGUGCUGUGCCGUUCCAGGCGUCGCCCUCCUGACCUGGGGGGUGAACCCCCUCACGGGAGCCCUGGGGGUCUUCAACAUCUUCCUGUACACCUGUUGCUAUACCCCGCUGAAGAAGAUCAGCAUCGCCAACACGUGGGUCGGAGCCGUCGUCGGGGCCAUCCCGCCUGUCAUGGGCUGGACGGCAGCGACCGGCAGCCUGGACGCCGGAGCGUUUCUCCUGGGAGGGAUCCUCUACUCCUGGCAGUUCCCCCACUUCAACGCCCUGAGCUGGGGCCUCCGUGAAGACUACUCCCGCGGCGGCUACUGCAUGAUGUCGGUCACCCACCCGGCCCUGUGCCGGCGCGUCGCCCUGCGCCACUGCCUGGCCUUGAUCGGACUGUCCGCCGCCGCCCCCGUCCUGGAUGUCACCACGUGGACCUUCCCCGCCAUCUCCCUCCCCAUCAACCUGUAUAUUUCCUACCUCGGCUUCCGGUUCUACGUCGACGCGGACCGGAAGAGCUCCCGGAAGCUGUUCUUCUGCAGCCUCUGGCACCUGCCCCUCUUUCUGCUGCUCAUGCUCACCUGCAAGCGGCCGCCAGGGGCGACCUGUGCCGGGGGGGAGCCUCGGGGUUGACCCCACGUGGGCGCGUGGGGAAACAAAAACAAAAAAACGUACAGGGAGACGCACUUUUUUUUUUUUUGUUUUUUUUUUUUUUGUUUUUGUCCUUUGCGGUGAGACCAGAAUAUUUUGUCAAUUCUAGAAGCGGAGAAGGGAAAUUGCCCGGUUCAGUAGGAGAUUGUAAAAUGAUUUGAUGCUCCGUGAUCACGCGACGUUUUUUUUAAUGGUAGCAUCCAAGAUGCGCCCCAAAUGAGAAAUGGGUUGGCUCAGGUGAUUAAUAAUACAGAGAGAGUAUUUUUCUCUUUAAGAGUCUUUGUAGAUUUCUUCCUCUAACCCCCGACGGCCCCCUCCCCGUUGAUUUUCUUCUUUGCGGGGAGGUACAGGUCCACGUCUUCCUUUUCUAGCCACACACACACACGCACGCACACACUCACAGACACACACACACACUCCCGGCCCGCCAGUCGGAAUGCUCCCUGGUGACCAGACGCGUUGAUCAGGAGUACUCGGUCUGGAGUUUCUGUGUCCUCAGGUCCCCGGAGGGCCACGUCGGAGGAAGUGCGCCCUGCCGGCCCUCCCCGUGAAAGAGCCAGGGCCCCCAGUCCAGCUUUCUCACAUAUAUUCUCAACCGCAUACUCCCCCAAACAAUAAUAGAACCCGAAGGGUGUGCUGCCGGCCCAUCGCGAAGGGAGAAUUCCAAACGGUUGCCUAGGGGACCCCAGACGGGACUGCCAGCGCCUGGUCCACCCCCGUUACGUAUCAGCAUUUCAAAAACUCCAAGGAAUCAAAGGCAUCUUUAUAUAGUUCACUUGAAAAUACAGGAGGUGUCUGAAGCGUUUUCUUUCUGGAAGGGUGGCGCUAAACUUCAUACCAGCCAUCCGGCGGGCCCUGACCCCUUCGUGUCCCCCAUCAGCCGCCGGUUUGCUGUGCGGCUUCUCAAGGCCGAUGGAGAAGGGAAAACAAACAAACAAACAAAAACGUGAGUAGGCCUAGCCAGCCACAGAGCUCAUGUUCGCGUCCCUUCAGUGGAAAACGCCGUUCUCUCCCGGGAUCUUCUGAACUCAGAAAUCAGCGUCCAUACAUCCGGUGGCCAGAAGCUCGGGUCCGACUCUGGGCAGGGAUGCGUCCGUCCUGGGAGUUGUGCGAGCUAACCUGUAGCCAGGCACGUGUGGUCCCUUCCAUCCGCCCGUCCUUUACAUAUGGUCCUUGUCCGCUGUCGAAUCCCACUUGCCUGAAGGUCUCGAUGCUUAACGGGGUGUUUUCCUUGCUCAGUCUGUGGGGGCACUGCUGGGAUUCAUCGUGGGGAGUAUUUAAGGCGACAUUUAAACAGUCACUGCAGCCUGCCUGUUCUCAAAAUUGUCUAAAGCGACUGCCGAGAACAUGUGACCCCUGUUUCUACUUCUGUGCGGUAUUACCUCCCGGCUGUAUCCGGGUCCUUUCCUGUGGGGAACGUGGCAUAGGAAUGUCUGCAAAGAACGUCUACGCCCUGUUGCAGCCCUCGGGUUUGUAAAAUGCCUCCAUUCUCUCCUGCUGCAAUAAACCAGUAGGUGAGAACAGCA
Molecule: messenger RNA, 2979 nt
Organism: Lynx canadensis (Canada lynx)
Lineage: Eukaryota; Metazoa; Chordata; Mammalia; Carnivora; Felidae
Product: protoheme IX farnesyltransferase, mitochondrial
Exons: 7
Coding region: 101-1435 (444 amino acids)
Biological process (GO): heme biosynthetic process
Cellular component (GO): mitochondrial membrane; mitochondrion
Molecular function (GO): protoheme IX farnesyltransferase activity
Source: RefSeq, a predicted model, not a curated record